AAGCAGCAAAACUACAAAAACAUCAGCAGCAGCAACAACCAUAACAAACAAAAACUAAAUGUUCAAGUCCUUAGUGUGAAUGUUGGCAACAGUGGAGUGGGACGUUGGUUUAGCCUGUAAUAGGGGAUGUCGGGGUGUGAUCAAAGCACUGUCGAAUCAUUGGCUGAAGAUCCAACAGGUUCACCAUUCGAGGUCGAUGAUUGUCUCAAAGUUCGAAAAUAUUAUUGCUUUCUGCUCUCGAGCAUUUUCACAUUUCUUGCCGGAUUUCUCAUCGUCCUACUAUGGCGGGCAUUUGCAUUUAUAUGCUGUCGCAAAGAACCCGAGCUGGGACCGAACGAUCCCAAGCAAAAGGAACAGAAAGCAUCCAGAAACAAACAGGAGUUCGAGGGAACGUUUAUGACAGAAGCAAAAGACUGGGCUGGAGAGCUUAUAUCGGGUCAAACAACAACCGGUCGUAUAUUGGUCGUUCUUGUAUUUAUACUUAGUAUUGCUUCGCUCAUUAUAUACUUUGUUGAUGCAUCUAACGAAGAAGUCGAAAGAUGUCAGCCAUGGAGUACUAACAUUACUCAACAAAUCGAUCUUGCAUUCAAUAUAUUUUUCAUGGUUUACUUUUUUAUACGAUUCAUAGCGGCGUCCGAUAAACUUUGGUUUAUGUUAGAAAUGUACAGUUUUGUAGAUUAUUUUACAAUACCCCCGUCCUUUGUAUCAAUAUAUUUAGAUCGAACAUGGAUCGGUCUUCGAUUUCUUCGAGCAUUGCGUCUUAUGACUGUACCGGAUAUAUUGCAAUAUUUAAAUGUUUUAAAAACAUCCAGUUCAAUACGCCUGGCCCAAUUGGUGUCGAUUUUUAUAUCGGUAUGGUUAACAGCAGCGGGUAUUAUACAUCUGCUGGAAAAUUCUGGCGAUCCGCUGGAUUUUAAUAAUGCACACCGUUUAUCCUAUUGGACCUGUGUCUAUUUUCUAAUUGUUACCAUGUCAACAGUAGGGUAUGGUGAUGUUUACUGUGAGACUGUAUUGGGAAGAACAUUCCUGGUGUUCUUUCUGCUCGUUGGUUUGGCAAUGUUUGCCAGCAGUAUACCGGAAAUUAUUGAACUUGUUGGUAGUGGCAAUAAAUAUGGCGGCGAACUAAAAAGAGAACACGGAAAGAGACACAUUGUGGUAUGCGGCCACAUAACAUACGAAUCGGUGUCACAUUUUCUAAAAGAUUUUCUCCAUGAAGAUCGAGAAGAUGUCGAUGUGGAAGUUGUAUUUUUACAUCGAAAACCACCCGAUUUGGAACUAGAAGGUUUAUUCAAACGCCAUUUUACCACAGUGGAAUUUUUCCAAGGCACUAUUAUGAAUCCCAUCGAUCUACAAAGGGUUAAGGUCCAUGAAGCUGAUGCCUGUUUAGUGCUGGCAAAUAAAUAUUGUCAGGAUCCAGAUGCCGAAGAUGCUGCCAAUAUAAUGCGCGUCAUUUCUAUCAAAAAUUAUAGUGAUGAUAUAAGAGUUAUUAUACAAUUAAUGCAAUAUCACAAUAAGGCCUAUUUACUUAAUAUUCCCUCGUGGGAUUGGAAACAGGGUGAUGAUGUCAUUUGUUUGGCGGAACUGAAGCUGGGCUUUAUCGCACAAAGUUGUUUGGCGCCAGGAUUUUCGACCAUGAUGGCCAAUUUGUUUGCUAUGCGUUCCUUUAAAACGUCUCCAGAUACUCAGGCCUGGCAAAAUGAUUAUCUUCAAGGUACAGGGUGUGAGAUGUAUACCGAAACCCUAUCACCUUCAUUUACCGGCAUGACAUUCCCACAAGCCAGCGAACUGUGUUUCUCCAAGCUGAAACUUCUAUUGCUGGCCAUUGAAAUAAAAGGCAAUGAAGAUGGUGCCGAUAGUAAAAUCUCCAUUAAUCCCAGAAAUGCCAAGAUCCAGGCAAAUACUCAAGGAUUUUUCAUAGCACAAAGUGCUGAUGAAGUCAAAAGAGCUUGGUUCUACUGCAAGGCAUGCCAUGAAGAUAUCAAAGAUGAAACAUUGAUUAAAAAAUGCAAAUGUAAAAACUUGGCAGUUCAGCCCAGGAACAAGUUUGAUGAUUUAGAUGUGGGCAUGAUUAUGAUGCAGACUGGAAUGGUGAAUCAAGGCAUUACCUCAGCCAUUAAUCAAAUGGAGGAUGAUCACCAUCCUGCACCCACAUUUACACCACCAGAACUACCAAAAAGGGUGCAUGUGCGUCGAUCAAUAUCGGGUGAUAUUACAAGAGAUCGUGAAGAUAUGAAUCUUUUAAAUCGUCACAAUCGACGGCCGAACGGGUCUACAAGUAUGGCGCCGGGUAAUGGAACAACGGGUCUACAUCCAUCGGGGACGGUGAAACAAGUGAAUAAAGUCAAACCAACUGUAAAUAGACAACAAUUAGAGGGUCAGGUUAUGUCACCCUCACAAUAUAAUCGGCCUCCCGAAAACGAAGCUAAUCCUUAUGCGGGCUAUCAACUUGCUUACGAAGUUAAAAAGCUCAUGCCAACAAGCCGUAGCACCGGUACCGGUUCACAAAACCCCAAUGGCAGCGUCUCAUUGCCAGCCGGCAUUGCCGAUGAUCAAUCGAAAGACUUUGAUUUCGAAAAAACCGAAAUGAAAUAUGAUUCUACGGGUAUGUUCCACUGGAGUCCCGCCAAGAGCCUAGAAGACUGUAUACUGGAUCGUAAUCAAGCGGCCAUGACUGUCCUCAAUGGUCAUGUGGUUGUCUGCCUUUUCGCCGAUCCAGACUCACCUCUAAUUGGUUUGCGUAAUUUAGUCAUGCCUCUGCGUGCUUCAAAUUUUCAUUAUCAUGAAUUGAAACAUGUGGUCAUUGUGGGAUCAGUUGAUUACAUAAGGCGGGAAUGGAAGAUGUUACAAAAUCUGCCGAAAAUCUCGGUGCUAAAUGGUUCUCCGUUAAGUAGAGCCGAUUUAAGGGCCGUAAAUGUUAAUUUGUGCGACAUGUGUUGCAUAUUAUCGGCUAAAGUUCCUAGCAAUGAUGAUCCUACAUUGGCCGACAAAGAGGCUAUUUUGGCAUCAUUGAAUAUUAAAGCCAUGACUUUCGACGAUACCAUUGGAGUGUUGAGUCAACGGGGUCCAGAAUUCGACAAUCUAUCAGCGGCGGCGGGCAGUCCCAUUGUACUGCAGCGUCGCGGAUCGGUCUAUGGCGCCAAUGUGCCCAUGAUAACAGAACUUGUCAACGAUAGUAAUGUGCAGUUUCUCGAUCAAGACGACGACGAUGAUCCCGAUACCGAACUAUAUUUAACACAACCCUUUGCAUGCGGCACAGCGUUUGCCGUCAGUGUCUUAGAUUCGUUGAUGUCAACGACCUAUUUCAAUCAAAAUGCAUUGACAUUAAUCAGAUCAUUAAUUACGGGAGGAGCCACACCGGAACUAGAAUUGAUAUUAGCAGAAGGUGCGGGUCUGAGAGGAGGUUAUAGUACGCCGGAAAGUUUAAGUAAUCGAGAUAGAUGCCGAGUGGGUCAAAUAUCAUUGUACGAUGGUCCAUUAGCGCAAUUUGGUGAAUGUGGCAAAUAUGGUGAUUUAUUUGUGGCAGCAUUAAAAUCCUAUGGCAUGCUAUGCAUAGGUCUGUACAGAUUUCGGGAUACCAGCUCCAGCUGUGAUGCGAGUAGCAAACGUUAUGUUAUAACAAACCCACCCGAUGAUUUUUCACUACUGCCAACAGAUCAGGUAUUCGUUUUAAUGCAGUUCGAUCCGGGCCUGGAAUAUAAGCCACCAGCGGUACGAGCGCCUACCGGCGGCCGCAAUGCCAAUACACAAGGCUCCGGAGUCGGUGGGGGCGGUUCCAAUAAGGAUGAUAACUCUUGAUUGUUACUGUGUAGCGCCUUAACUGAUGGUCCUUACUCGUACAUUUGAACGAUGGAGAUUUCCCACAUGCACAAAUUGACACAAUUUUGGCGCCAAGCUCUUUACAAACUACUACAGAAAAUUAGGCUAAUACUGCGUUAUAUAAAGCAGAACUA
Molecule: messenger RNA, 3950 nt
Organism: Musca vetustissima
Lineage: Eukaryota; Metazoa; Arthropoda; Insecta; Diptera; Muscidae
Gene: slo
Product: calcium-activated potassium channel slowpoke
Exons: 26
Coding region: 127-3795 (1222 amino acids)
Biological process (GO): potassium ion transport; transmembrane transport
Cellular component (GO): postsynaptic membrane
Molecular function (GO): large conductance calcium-activated potassium channel activity
Source: RefSeq, a predicted model, not a curated record